GGAGGAUGAUAAGGAGGUGGAGUCAGGGGGGGCGGGGCUAAUUGAGAUGGAGUUCUGCUCUCCGUUUUCAUACCUCCACUGUCGGGCGGCGUAUCUACAGAAGGGCGUUUCCAUCAACGACCAGCUUAGAGCUUCAGAGUACAACCCCGCCCACUCUGAGGGGAGGAGCUUCCAGAGCAGUAAAGGAAAACUGAAGAGGAAAUCUAGUCUUGGUUCUGCAGACAGGAUGGAGACCAGACAGAGGAGGCUGGAGUCGGGUAUUGUAAGGUUGACUCAGCGUCUUUCUCUAAAGGACAGACAGUUAAAGUCGGCCUACAGGAGGCGCUCUCUCAGCCUCGACUGGGCUGAGUGCGAGACGACUCAGCAGGUCUGGGAGUCGCGGAGGUCUGCGAUGCGGAAGUGUUCCAGCGUGUCCUCCUCAUCUCCACCCAGUGCCGCCCGCCGCCUCUACAGGAACCUGUCCGGAAAGUUCCGCCCCGGCCCGGCCGCCGCCGCCAGACCCUCCAACAGGGAGCAUGUUCACCACGCUGCCCCGUUGCAGGGUAACAGGCUGUUGUUCGAGGCGGUGGAGCAGCAGGAUCUGGAUCUGGUCCAGAAGCUGCUGAAGGAGUUCAGCUCUGAAGAUCUGGAUCUGAAAACUCCGAACAGCGACGGCCUUCUUCCCCUCGACAUCUCCAUCCUCACCAACAACGUCCCCAUAACCAGAACCCUGCUGCUGCACGGAGCUACAGAGAGUCCCCACUUUAUGGAUCCAGAGAGCCGGGCUGUUCACCUGACCGCUUUGGUGCAAGAGGCGGAGCUUCGGGUUUCUGAACUUGUUGCACGGGUCAGAGGGGUGGGGCCAGCAGAGAGGGAGGAGACAGAGAGAGAGCAACAGCUAAAGGCCUGGGAGUGGAGGCUCCGCCUCUACAAACGCAUGCAGACCGGAUACACACAUGCAAGCCCCCCGGACCCCCCCAGUGCUGUGUGUGUGUGUGUGAUCGGUUCCUCCAGCCUCAGAGUUCACUUCAAGGAGCCGAACUGCCUGAACUCCGCUGUCGUCACCAAGUACCGCGUGGUGUGGAGUCGGUCCCGGUGCUUUACUCAGUCACUGGGUGAGAUAGUGAUUGGGGACAUAAAUCAACUGCAGUGUGACAUCACAGGACUAACACCUGGUACUCCUUACUAUGUCCAGGUGUUUGCAUAUAACAUGAAGGGAUGGAGUUCACCACAGAAUUCUGUACCAGCCAGUACUACACCUUCCAGUUGGAGGGACGUGGACAGUCGAGCUCCACGGCUGCAGGGAAAGCAGGAAGUGCUGCACCAGAUUCUGGAGCAGAUUAAGGAGGUGCACCAACACUGCACUUGUCACGAUCAGUGCAACGGUCUUCCUAACAUCAGGAAACACUCUGUCUCUAAAAGUCUGAGACAUCUCUUCCAAACUAACAGCAAAUUCAUCAAAACCCUGAAAAGGGGUGUGUAUAUAGCGUGUGUGUUCUACAGGGAUGAUAGUGUGUUGGUGACGGCGGAUGAGCUGCUGCCCGUUGUGGAAGUGGAUGAUUCUUCCAGCUCUCUCACCCAGGACUUCCUGUGGUUUACUAAGGUGUCGUACCUGUGGGAGGAGCUUUCCUGGCUGCAGCAGUGUCUUGGUCCCACCCAGCUCUCCUGUUCCAGCUCUCUGCAGACACGCCUCAAAAUGCUACAAGCCCUCAUCCAUCUGCAGGCCCUGCUGGGGACUCGAGACCUGGGGCAGGUGUUUAUGGAGGUGUUGAGGGAUGGGGACGGGAACGCUGUGCUGGUGCUGCUGAAGGAGGUGGAGGAGGGUGGAGGUGUGGAGGGUCUCCGCUGGGCUCCCAUCACUAAACUGCAGCUCCAGCGUAAAUCCAUCUCCUCUCCUGAGGAACCCACAGCUCUGGACACACUCUACAGCACUCUGCAUGAGAAGCUGGAGGACCACAGGUGCAGCAGGACGCCGCUGAGUCCCGGGCUGUAUCUGGGCUACGUGAAGCUGUGGAGCUCAGUGGAUCAGAUCAGAGUCCUGGUUCCCCAUAAAACCCCCAACGUCUUCUGCCACGUCAAGAUACGCGACAACAGCCACAUCUCCAGGGAGGAGUGGCAGUGGUUGCAGUCUGUACGUUCUCUGGAGGAUUGUGAGGAAGUGUGUGUUGGUGAGCAGAGUGCUCCACAUCGCCUCCUACUGGAGUUACAGAACGCUGCUAAGAAACUACUUGGGCGCAUUAAUAUCACCAGUGAUCAGGUGCAGGACUUCCGUCUCUAUGUAGAGGAAGUGGUGGAGUUUGGGGAGGGCGUGUCCUUCCUGUUGCUCCUGCCCCCCUGUGAGGAGGUGUGCACCCCGCCGUGCCCAAACAACCCGUAUUACCCCCGAUCCGCCUUCUUCACCAUCCCACUGCAGAUCUUCGAGCUGGUUCACCUCCAGACAUACUGCCCCCUGUUUACCCGCCGGUACUGCAGAGUGUCAGCAGUGCUCGGGCUGGAGUCUCUGGCUUCUCGGCAGGUUCUGAGGGAGGCCUUCUCCCAGUCUGAACUGCUCACGGCAAAGGAGAAGCACCGCAGGACCCAGGAGCUCCUACAGCAGGUGGAGGAGGUUUGGCGUGAGGCCAGGUGGAUGGGGGAGGUUCUUCAGCGCGCUCGAGAUAAACAGCAGCCAGCAGGAGUAAGUCUAAGUUCCAUUAUCAACAUCACCAAGGAGAGCAUCCCUGAGAAAACACCUUCUACCUCCUUUCAGCCCAACUUCCUGCCCUCACCUGUCCCGUCGCCUGUCCCGUCGCCUGUCACGUCGCCUGUCACGUCGCCUGUCACGUCACCUGUCACGUCGCCUGUCCCGUCUCCAUGCACCAGCAGGAAACAUUCAGAUGAAGGUUCCUUGGAGGUUUUCCUCACUCCUGACAGUAAUUAUGGCUCCAGUAGAGCACAGAGUCCACCAGAACUCGACCUCCUGCCCCCCGUUGCCCCCUCCCACACCGACCACACCCCGCCAGACCUCCUGCAGACUGGAACCGGGGUCAGGGGGGUGGGACUGCAGAUGAUUGACAGUGACUUCGUCCUGCCUAGUCGUCAGAUAGAUCUGUUACGGAUCACAGAGAAAAAAACUGCACUGUGCAUCCGGACCAGCAGUCUCGAGUACCCGUCUUCCGUCUCGACGGCAACUGCAUUCACAAGCCCCUCCCCACGUCCAGCAGCAGUGGACCGCUGUCGUCCCACCCUCGAGUCCCGCACCCUAUCAGAGGAUGGCGGGAUACAGCGAGUGACCGCCCACUCGCCAAACUCCACCCACCUGUCCUGCUAUACCACUCUCAGAGUGUAUCCGCAGUACCACACCGGCCUGCCCCGGGACACUAGUGUCCAGCUGCGGGCGACGAUACACACGUCUGCACGGGAGAUGGUGCAGCUGGUGGUUCAGGAAAUAAGUGGAGUGUGUUCACGCCUGCAGGCCGCCGUCGGGCAGUGUGUGUACGGGGCGGGGCAGUGUGUGUAUGGGGCGGGGCACUGUGUGUAUGGGGCGGGGCACUGUGUGUAUGGGGCGGGGCACUGUGUGUAUGGGGCGGGACUGGGUGUGUACGGGGUGGAGCAGCUGGAGAACUUUGGGCUGGUUCUGGUGAUGGAUGGUCUGGAAAAGUGGCUUCAGGACGAUUUCUGCCCCCUGACCCUCCAGAACCCCUGGACCCGCGGGACACUCUGUAUCCGCUUCAAACAGCAACCACCACUCCCCCUGCAGUUCAGCAUGGGUACUGCAGUCUAACACACACAUACACGCACACACACACUAUACUCACCAUACACACACAUACACAAACACACACUUACACAAACACUCACACACACAGUUACACAAACACACACUGACCUGUGCAGCUAAUUUGGUAAAGAGCAGCAGAUCAAAGAGAAGAGAAUAAAGUGAUCAGAACCGACUCGGCCCUUCUGAUCCGAACUCACCUCCACCUUCAUACGUGUGUAAGAGUGUGAGAGUGUGUGUGUGUGUGUGUUGUGUGUGUGUUGCGUGAGUGUGUGUGUUGUGUGAGAGUGUGUGUGUGUGUGUGUGUGUGUGUGUGUUAGUUAUACUGUAGCACUUUGCAUUUCUACUGUUGAUUUUAUUGGAUCUGACUGAGAUCAAUUAAACAGAUGUACAGUAAAGUUUUACACUGAAGAACCUGAACUGA
Molecule: messenger RNA, 4157 nt
Organism: Astyanax mexicanus (Mexican tetra)
Lineage: Eukaryota; Metazoa; Chordata; Actinopteri; Characiformes; Acestrorhamphidae
Gene: ankfn1b
Product: ankyrin repeat and fibronectin type-III domain-containing protein 1
Exons: 21
Coding region: 47-3739 (1230 amino acids)
Biological process (GO): regulation of establishment of bipolar cell polarity; establishment of mitotic spindle orientation; signal transduction
Cellular component (GO): spindle
Molecular function (GO): protein binding
Source: RefSeq, a predicted model, not a curated record